Messenger RNA from Symbiodinium necroappetens, 432 nucleotides. Lineage: Eukaryota; Dinophyceae; Suessiales; Symbiodiniaceae. The record is from the annotation of a GenBank genome assembly.
AUGUUCUCCGCAAGGUUCGAUGGCGGAGACAUAGAGCACAAAUUUCGCCGUGUUCACAAGAUCCUUCAGGAGCACAACUUCCCGGUGCUGAUGGUCGACGCCGGUGUUGGUGACAACUUCGGCAAACUAACAUCUAAGUAUUUGAGCAAGAUUGAGAGAGAAAAAGGUGUCUUGAUUUGUGUUUGCACAGCUCACUAUGCCGAGAAGACCACCUCACCCUUCUGCUCUUUUAAAGAGUUGGAGUUCGCCCGAGACUACAGUCUGGAUGUUCUCCCGCUGAAAGUGGCAGACGUCUACCCCCCACGACCGCCUGGCGGUCCAGAUCACCCGCACGACCAAGAGAACGACGCAGCCGACGUGAUCAAGUAUGUCUUCAGACCCAAUCUCGUCUACGUAGACACUUGGAUCUUGAACUUGUCAAGAAGAACUUAG